Molecule: messenger RNA, 2301 nt
Organism: Macrosiphum euphorbiae (potato aphid)
Lineage: Eukaryota; Metazoa; Arthropoda; Insecta; Hemiptera; Aphididae
Source: the annotation of a GenBank genome assembly
AUGGCCACGAUGUCUUCGAUCGUGAUGACUUCGGCUGCCAGCUCAGAUACAAUGUCCGAAAUAUCGGAUUCUGGAACAGGGACAUCGGGCAGGAGUUAUAGCGACAGCCGAGAAGAAAUGCAUCAAUUAGCGACUUCUUUAGGAUUAGAAUCAGCCGAUGAUUUGGCCAAGGAACGAUUCAAAGUCGACAGAAAAAAACUCGAGGCCAUGUUGCACUGUGAUGGUGAGGACGGAUUAACAGCAGUCAACUUUUUUCAAAAAGUAAUGACUGAUACAAGAACACUCAUUUUGUGGCCAACUAGACUGAAAAUUGGAGCAAAAUCAAAAAAAGAUCCACAUGUUCGAAUCGCAGGACUCCCAGAAGAUGUUAAGGCGGCUAAAAUGCAAGUGAUGAGUGUAUUGGAUGAUCGAAGCAAUCGCGUGACAAUGAAGCUGGAUCUUAGUUACACUGAUCACUCACAUAUUAUUGGCCGUGGAGGUCUGACCAUUAAACAAGUGAUGGAAAACACUGGUUGUCAUAUACACUUUCCAGAUUCAAAUAGAACAAGUUUGUUAGAAAAAAGUAAUCAAGUUUCUAUCGCUGGCAAUUGUGGUGCUGUAGAACGAGCUAGAGCUCGUGUUCGAGAAUUGACUCCGUUGAUAUUUUGUUUUGACUGGCCAAACAUUGGGACCGUUCAAAAUUAUCAAGAUCCAUCUAGUCAAUUCCCAUACAUUGGCUCUAUUCAAGACAAUUUUAAUGUUCAUGUUAUGUUUCGUACUAGACCAAAGCUUCAUUCGACUAUGGUUAUGGUUAAGGGCCACGAAUGGGAUGUCGUGAGAGUGAAAGAAGCUACCAUGCAACUUAUAACUCAUAUGUGUGGAAACCUUGCAAAUCAAGUUUUAAUACUUAUGGUUAUGGAAAUAUCUCCUCAACAUCAUAAAAUAGUAAUGGGGCCAGGCAAUGAAACACUUAGAGCUAUCACUCGUCGAACUGGAGCCCAAAUAUUGUUUCCGGAUGCUAAGGACCCAAAUAUACCUUCCAUUAAAAAAAGCAGUGUAACCAUCACUGGGCAUAUACAUAAUGUCUACGCAGCCCGUCAAAUGCUUAUUGGAUCAUUACCAUUGCUUCUUAUGUUUGACAUUCCGCAAGACGAAAUGGUAUUAACCCACGAACAAAUUGACAGUGUAAUGCAACGUUUAGACAUAUAUAUAUCGCUUCGACAUAAAGCUAGUCAAAAUAUAUAUACCGUUUCAAUAAAAGGUUUUGAAAGAUCUGUAGGUAACAUUUAUGAGGGUAGAAAGUGUUUACUGGGUGGUACUGGAGAAAUAAUAACACCAAGUAUACCAAAUACAUAUAAUGUGUCAAAUGAAAAUCCAUCAUUUAUAGUUUCCAAUGGAGAAUUUUUCAGUGGAAAUCGAUAUUCAAAUAAAUCUUUUAACAAUUUAGGCGGGUUUAAUAAUUUUGCAAACUUCCCUGGAUCAAUUUCUACAUCAUGUCAAAAUAGUGUAAUUAAUUUACCUUUGGUAAGCAAUCAUGGAAAUAUUUCUCAGAUUAACGUUUUGGGCCCAAGAAUACAACAGUUGGCUAACGAUAUAAAAAUGGACAAUUUAUCAACUAAUAAUAAUCACAUUGGAAAAUCAACAUUUAAUUAUAUGCAAGACUCAAAUACUUCUCCAAAUCAAAGUUUGUUGUCAUCGUGUAAUGAAUUAGAUUUAGAAAUUUUUGAGAACCGUGCACCUGGUUUUCGAAGACAGCCGAUAACUUAUGAUUACCAUAAUUUACGGGUUGCUGCAACACAAGUGUCUCAAAGUAAACCAAAUCGAUCUGAAAUAAGAGUUCCAACAUCUGUAUGGUCUGGUUAUGGUUUUAGUCAAUCAAGUCCUUCAGCUAUUUUAAAAGGACAACGAGAUAAUGAGCUAAAUAUAUGGAGUAACUCUACACCUGAAAUAAAUAAUGAUAUUUCUGAACUGGCAUCGAUGGAAAUGAGUAAUCAUCUUGACUCCACGCCUACAUCGACUGUGUCUAAAAUCACAUCUUCUUCAUUUGCUGAUUUACCAUCUCAUUUGGCAAUUCUUGGUUUAGAUAAAUAUAUAAAUUUAUUUAAAUCCCAUGAAAUUGAUUGGACUACUUUCAAGACAUUGACAGAAAGUGACCUACGUGAAAUUGGUGUUACAGCCUUAGGAGCUCGAAGAAAGAUAUUGUUAUCUAUAGCAGAAUUGAAUAAAAGGUGUCCAGUUGGUGGAUUAUUUGGUAUUAGCCCAGCUCCAGGUGCAGAAAGAAAAAGUCCUGCAUCAAAUAAUAGCCCAUCAGACACAUGGUAA